AACAGUGAGGAAAGCAUGCAGUUCAUUGCACGCUUGGGCCACUACUUCCGGGAUACCCACCUCUUUUGGAUUGGACCUGUCUACCCUGUCCUGCGGCUCAUCCACCCUAAGUUCAUUGCUCCCCUGCUUCAAGCCUCAGGUAUCUCGCACUUGUCUCUUUCCUGCUUCUUCUCCCAGUCCUUCUCACCUCCUCAGACCAAGCCGCACAGGGGAUAAAGCCAUAUGGGACAGAUGUCAUGACUCUGUCACCAAUCUUCUGGAUGACACUGGACAAGGGCCUGAGCCUCCCGUGCUGUUGAUUUCUGUUUGGGUUGUGAGUUACAGAGUUAUCAAAAAAAGGGAAUUUGUUGUCUGGGGGUGUAGCUCAGAGCUAGAGCACAAGGCCUCAGGUUGCAUGUGAUGCACAUGAAAAAGUACGUAAAGACUAUUGUUAUUGAGGUCAGGGAAAGAGGUCUUCAAACACAAGUGGAUAAAUGUUGUAAAUAAUGGCAGGAACCAUUUCUUAGUUCUGGUUUUCGCUAUGGUGGCUUCACUUUCUUGCAAUAAAAGAUUACUCUUAGAAGCUCAGAAUCCUCAGGGAAAAAAAAUCCAUGUAGCCUUGGGAAAUACUCUAGGAUUUCUUUCAAUUUGAUUUUGGUAAGAGGACUGGGUUCUUCCUCUGAUCACUGUGACUUGAUCUCACUGAGGUUACAAAUACUGGGACUGAGAUUGGGGGAAGGUGUGAGGUGCUUGGCCCAGGAGAAUAGAAAUGCAGAAGCAGACACCACGGUCAUUCAUGUUACCAGGAUACUGACGCUAAUUCUGUCAGGCGGAGGUUGCAUUGUUAAGCUGCACUUUAUUCAAGCACUUGUGACCUGAGAAGGUACUAGUUGAACCCGCUUGACCAGUUGCUGUGAUAAAACCAAGACAACUUACAGAAAACAAAACAAACAAACAAACAAAAAAAGGUUUCUGUGGGGCUUACUUUCCUGGGGAACGGGUUUGUCGCUGCUGUAGUGCCUAAGUACAGCGGUAGGCAGCAGGGCGACUAAAGCUGAAAGCGAGCUCGCAUCGCACACCAGUAAGAGAAAGCAGAGAGAGAAACGGGGUCGGGGGAGGGGGGCUGCGGGAGGCUUUUAACCCUCAGCACCUACCUCCAGUGACUCACUAUGAGGGAAAUCUCAGUUAAACUACUGCAAACCUGAAGCGCUGCCUUAACUAAGGAGCUGAGAGUUGCGCAGUACGCACUUGAAGUCCGGGACUGGGGAGGUGGGGACAGGCGGAUCUGGGAGCUCUCUUGCGAGCUAGCCUUGCCAAAUUGCUGAGCCCUGAGUUCCAGCGAGAGACCUUGCUGAAAACAGAAAUAAAAACAAGGUAGAUGCCUGCCAAAGAACAACUCCUGAGCUUGACCUUUGGCCUACACAUGCGCAUGCAUAGCUCUGGCAAGCAUGUUAUACAGGGAAGGAGAGAAAUAAAAGUCAGUCAGUAUUUCCAGAGCUCAUUUGCUCAUUUGGUCAGGUGGUUAGGCUGGGAUGACAGCAUUAAACUCUGUGGAGCCUGGAGUUUUGUUAGUGCCUGUGGUCUGUCUCGCGUUCUUCUUAAUUGCCUAGGCAUCAGUUACCUCAGAAUAAACAAACCACUAAUUGUGUGUAUAUAUAUAGAUCUAUUUACAAUGUAUAGCUUUCUUUCCUCAACAUGGAGUGAAAAUAUUUCCUUAGACUAUAGACUAUAAAGUCCCCCUAACCAUCUCUCUCAUCCCUAUUUUCUACUGUUGUUAAAAAGUGUUAUAUCUUGCCAGGCCCACGCCUUUAAUCCCAGGACUUGGGAGGCAGAGGCAGGUGAAUUCAAGGCCAUCUUGGUCUAUGGAGCUAGUUCCAGGACAUCCAGGGCUACACAGAGAAACCCUGUCUUGAAAAACAAAACUUUUUUGUAAAAGUUUUUUUUUUAAAGUGUUAAGUUUAUAUGUUAUAAGACCCAUUUGACAUACAAGCUGGGGUUCUGUUUCUGAAUAUCCAGUUGGUUGCCAGAAUGGUUCUUUACCAGGAAGUGAAUUGUUCACCUGUGUACUCCCAAGCACAUUAUAUAAUAUAGUAAGCCAUUGUCCCCAAAAGAAGAAAGAGUAGAAAGUUUGGAAAGGCUUUUCCAUGACCUAUAAGAUUCAGGAGCCAGGAGGUAAGAAAAGACAGAUCAGCAAAAAGAUGGACAGAUCUCCAUCUUUUGUACAGCAGCAAAGACAACUUUAUGAACUGUUUUAACUUUUUUAUUACAUUUAAAUAAUUUUAGCACAGCCUUUGGAAACAACAUAUUUUUGGCUGUCGAAAUAUUUGUUAUAUUUUGCUUCAAUACUAAUGAUAUUUUUCCGUUUUCAGUUUUUGACAUUAAGGAAUUUGGGGUGAAAUGCUGGACUGGGUAUGAAAAGUCUUAAAAUAUAUCUUGUUUGAAAGAAAUAUAACCAAAAUAGAACAAGGACUCAAGAAUAGAAGAUGUUUAGUUGGUGUGUACCCCUGCGUAAUAACCACUCUGUUUAUUUUAUUUUUUAGUUUAGAGCUUUUUUCUUGUUUUUUUUCCCCUUUUCAUUUGUUAUUUGAGAACUUUGUACAAUAUAUUUGAAUCAUAUCCACCUUCUUCCCCCAACUACCCCCAGAUCUAACCCCUUUCCCUACCCACCUAAUAUUGUGUCCUCUCUCUCCAAAAAAAAAAAAGAAAAAAGAAAAAAAAAAAAACCAUCAAGCAGUUUGUGCUCUCCAUCUCUCCAUAUACAUAUAUUCUUUUAUUAUUUUUUUAUCUUUGUUUUUUUUUUUUUUUUUUGAGACAGGGUUUCUUUGUGUAGCCUUGGCUGUCCUGGACUUCCUCUGUAGAGUAGGCUGGCCUCGAACUCACAAUGACCUGCCUGCCUCUGCCUCCCUAAGUGCUGGGAUUGCAGGCACAUGCCUUAAAUAACCUCCCAACCAAUUAAUUUUGAAAGAACUGGCACAAGGGACCCCAUUUUUCCUGUUGAGUUUGAAACAUGGUCUUACUGUGAAGCCUUGAAUUCAUGAUCCUCCUUUUUAUCCUCUUGAGUGUCUGGAUUACAAACAAGAACCAUCAUGCCCGGCACAAAUUUAUUUUGAUUCUGGCAACCUUUUGCCUUUGGCCACAGUUUUUUGUUUGUUUUUGUUUCCGGAACCCGCUUUCUGAUUAACCAUCUGGUGGUUUGGUCUCAGCUAUCUCUCAUCACUGGGAAGGGAUCUGUCCCAUUGGCUUGAUCUGAUCUCAUCAUUUUUGAGGAGAGUAAGUGACAGGUAUCAAGGAGUUAGUGUUAACGAAUUACAGAUGGCCACAUGUAAUCAACUAAAGAUAUACAACAGUCGUUCUCAGCCUGUGGGGAUGCUACCCUUUUGGGGGCCGAAUGACCCCUUUCACAGAGGUCAUCUAAGGCCAUCCGCAUAUCAGAUAUUUACAAUGCAAUUGUUAACAGCAGAAAAAUUACAGCUGUGAAGUAACUUUACAGCUGGGGGUCACCACAACAUGAGCAACUGUAUUAAAGGGCUGAAGCAUUAGGAAGGUUGAGCACUCCACCUGGAGCCUAUUUUUAAAUUUAUUCUUUUUACUUUUAAAUACUUUAUUUUAUUUUAUGUGCAUCAGUGUGAAGGUGGCAGAUCCCUUGGAACAGGAGUUACAAACAGUUGUGAGCUGCCAUGUGGGUGCUGGGAAUUGAACCCAGAUCCUUUGGGAAGAACAGACAGUGCCCUUAACCACUGAGCUAUCUCUCCAGCCCUUAACUUUACUGUUGGUUACUGCAGGUGAUAUCAUGUCCUUUCCUCUUCUAAAGAAAUGCGCAGUUUCUUUUGUUAGGAAUUUUACUUAUGCAAAAUGUCAACAGACAGCAGUGUUUAAUGAGAAUUAAGAACACAACCCAAUAGCAACAAAUAUUUUAAGAAGACUGGUUUAGUAAAUAAGUACGUGUUAUAACCAUUUGCUGAAAGUGGUUGUAAAUCUUUAUUUAGACAGCUUCUCACACAUCCUAGCUGGCUUCAAAUUUGUGAGGUAGCAGAAAUAACUUUGGAUUCCUGAUGCUCCUCGCUUCACCUCCUGAAGGCUGGGGUUACAGGCAUACCCAACCACACUUGCUUGACGUAACUGUAGGGGUGGACCUUGGGCUCCAGGAUUGCUAGGCAAACUGUCUCUCACCUGAAUUAUACCCCAGCCCCUGAUUAUAAAUUUUAUAGAGACAGGCUAGAACGGUGGGAAGCAAAAGAAUUAGAAUAGUUCUGCAAUAAGCUUAGCAAAAAAAAAAAAAAAAAAUCAGCAACUAAAGCCAUCUUAAAAUAAACUUGCGUAUAAAUUUGAAAACAGGGGUUUGGAGAUAUAUAUUAUAUAUACAUUAUAUAAUAGAUAAUAUAUCAUCUCAGUGGGAGAACUGACUCAGUGAUGAAGAACACUUACUGCUCUUGCAGAGGACCUAAGUUCAAUUCCCAGCACCCAUGCCAGGCAGCUCACAGCCACGUGUAACUCCAGACCCAGCUCAUGCCUUCUUCUGGCCUCUGUGAGCACUAGCACACACAUGACACACAAACUCACACAAGCAAAAAUAACAGCAAAUGAUCUCUUUUAAAAAGUUGUAAUUAGAUAUUUAAAUAAACCUUGAGUUUGUUAAAACUCAGUUUUCUUUAAAAAAAAAUUUUUUUUUUGGAGACAGAAUUUCUCUGUGUGUAGUCCUGACUGUUCUGGAAUUCACUCUGUAGACCAGGCUGGCUUCAGAGAUAGCUGCCUGCCUCUGCCUAUCACGUGCUAGGGUUAAAUGUGUGUGCCACCACACCUGGCUAAGACCCAGUGUUCUAAGUAGUUAAAAUCCUGACAAAUUUAACAGAAAAAAUACCUUGAUUAAACAUAAAUUUUUAUUUUUUUAGUUGGUUUUGUAAAUAUUACCAAGAACAAAUCAAUAUCUUAAGAGAACCUCAUUGAUUUAACCAGAGAACUAGGUUAUAGUUGUAUAUUACUAUACUGAAUUUUGACCUCAGAGAUUUUAAUAAGAUUCAAGCACCAUAAUUAUUAUCAUUAAAGAAGAUUCUUUUCAGCCUGGCAGUGGUGACACAUGCCUUUACUAAGGAAGCAGAGGCAGGCGGAUCUCUGAGUGUUAGGCCAGCCUGGGCAACAGAGUGAGUUCCAGGACAGCCAAGGCUACACAGAGAAACCAUGUUUUGAAAAAGAACAAGGCAGCUGGGCAUGGUGGCACAUACCUGUAACCCUAGCACUUAGGGAGGCAGAGGCAGGAGGAUCACUGUGACCCUCGUGUCCUUGUGACACUGUGUGUGCCAGCUGGUCUACAAAGCAAGUCCAGGACAGCCAAGGCUAUACAGAGAAACCCUGUCUCAAAAGAGAGACAGAGAGACAGAAAGGAAGAAAAAAGGAAAAAGAAAAAGAAAAGCAAAAUAAUAAGAAAAGAUUUUUUUCUACAACCCUAUGUGACUUGUGUGGAUUGUAUAUUUCUUUCUCUGCCACUAAACUGUUUUUCUUUUUGAGUUUGUUGUUUUUGGUGUGUGUGUGUGUGUUUUGCUUUAUUAUUUUAAAUUUAUCAGCUUCUCUAUUAAAAGAGUAUUGCAUCAAAAUUACAUUUCUGACGGAGUGUAGCAGAUAAAGAUUACUCACCCACAUUUUACUGGGCUAUAAAAUUCCUGCCUGUGCAAGACCUAAGCAGACCUCAUUGCUGCUUGGAUUUUUUUUUAAAUUGUUUUACACAUUUUUUUCUUUGUCUCACUUAUGUCUGAGGGUUACAGAAUCACACAUUACAGCAAAGAUUGGCAAGAUAACAAAGCCUUCACUGUAUAAAUGAAAAGGCAUGAGGGAAGGGGCCAAAAUCCUAUAUGCCAACCCUGUAGUUACAGUACGAGUUUUGUUCCCCUGAAAACUGUGCAAGAGAGCCAAUGCCUAGCAAAUACCAAAUAAAAGGCAGAGACUGUAACUCUGCCAACUGGUUCACAGUCAGGAUCUCUAAGGCCAGAUUAAACUUGGUUGCAAACUGCUAUAGAUACAAAAUGAUACAUUACAACAGUUAGGAUUGCUGAGACGACCAGUGACUGAAAGCACUUGUUGGACAAGCCCAAUGACCUAGCUCAAUCUCUGGAACCCACUAAGAGUAAAAUGAUAGAACUGAUGCCAAAAAUUUGACCUCUGACUUCCACAUGUCUGCCACACACCCACACAUCACACAUGCUCAUAAUAAAGAAAAGAAAAUUAAAACAAUUCCAUUAACUCACAGUACGCUCUUAAAUGGAAACAAGAUAGGAUACUUAAGGUAGUAUCUUCCCCUAGUUUUCAGAUCAUUAGCCAAAAACCGUAAUUGUAAAAUAAUAUGAUAAUUAGAGAAACAUCUAAUGGCAUCCACCCCACCCCAGAAUAUAAUACAUACAGUGGCCAAAGUUUUUACAAUAAUAUGCCAUUUUUUUUUUCUUAUCAGAUAGUAAAUGUAAUGAGGCCAAUUGACUGGGUGCUUCUUCCUAAGUGCUUGUCAUCAGGAGUGGAGUCUAUGACAUCCAUUAUAGUGAAAUUGUGAAGUAAACCAAACAGAACAGAGCAGACCAUAUGCUUCAUGUGCCAUAACCCAGGAGAAGUAAAAAUUGCACUAAAACACACCAGAAGCCAAGCUGGGUGCUAGUGGCCCAGGCCUUUAAUCCCAGCACUCAAGAGUCAGAGGCAGGCAAAUCUCUGAGUUCAAGGCCAGCCUGGUUUACAGAGUGAGUGCCAGAAUGACCAAGGUUACACAGAGAAACCUUAUCUCGAAAAACCAAAAAAGAAACAAACAAAAAAACCAAAACAACAACAACAAAACAGAAGCCAGACAAGCUGCAACCCAAUGACAAGGAGUGUCAGGAGCUGGGACAGGAAAAGUCUUCAAGUGAUUGUAGGAUCCCCAGAAUAGACAGUCUUUGAGACUCUUUAGUAGGUCAGGGACUAACUGGACAGCCCUAAAGCCAUUUAGGAAGAGGUACCAGAGAGGUAACCAGAAUACUAAGAUCAUACUGCCUUCUUAAUGUGAAUGCCAAUGAUUGGAAAUUAUAAUUUAAUCUUUAAACUGUGAGUUAUUCAGGGCAUGUAUAAUCCAAGAAGGCAGAGAGUUUUAACAUUCUAAAACAACAACAAAGCAACAAAAAACUGCCUUAUAUCUCGUCUCCAACCUGCACGUUUGUAGUGGAUGUGGGUAGGGGAAGCUGGGGCAGGGGAGACAGGGGAGGAACAAAAGAAAUCGUCAUUUCAGAGUUCAGGCUUUCGCCUCUGGCCACGUAGUCAGCCUUGUCCCUGAGGUUUAUGUUGUACAGCUGGGCUCAGACAUUUCCUAGGAUGUAUCAAGUGCUUAGGGCCAAGGAAUCCCCUAUCCUCUUAGAUAACACAGGGUGUGGCCCCCAUGUGCUCACCAGGGUCAGAGACACACAGGCUAUAGUGAAGCUUCUCCUGUGAUACUCCGCGUACCACCUAUCUCCAAAAUCACCCUCUUGCUUGGGGUACCAACAUUUCAACUCUUUGGGACAAGGAGGAGUCACUGGAUAGUGGGGAGCCCUUCACGUGCCAUGUGCUUGUCUCGGCCCGCAGCUACUCACUCAAGAACGGUCCAUCUUGCCAGAACGCUGGUGAAUGUGAUGGCAGAUAGGGAAUGCCUGGAUACAUCUGCGUCACAUUUGGGACAUUUGUAUCUUUUCUGAGAUGUAUCGGAAGCACACAACCUGAUCGUGCCAGAUUGCUGAAUGUGCAUGUCAGACUAUUUUGUGCCAUGUCAAGGAACGCCAUGUGUGUUGUGUCCAUGACAGAUCACGAUAACACAUGCCAUAUGUCCCGGGAUAUGUCAGCUGCUGUCGCACCCAAGGAAAUGACUUUCUAUGGCUUCCUGAAGCCCUGGCUAGGGGACGGGCUCCUGCUGAGCGCUGGUAAGAAGUGGAGCCACCACCGGCGCCUGCUGACACCCGCCUUUCACUUCGACAUCCUGAAGCCCUACGUGAAGAUUUUCAACAAGAGUGUGAACACCAUGCACGCUAAGUGGCAGCGCCUGGCCUCCGAGGGCAGCGCCCGUCUGGACAUGUUUGAACACAUCAGCCUCAUGACUUUGGACAGUCUGCAGAAAUGCAUCUUCAGCUUCGACAGCAACUGUCAGGAGUCCCCCAGUGAAUACAUUGCAGCUAUCUUGGAGCUCAGCGCCCUCGUAGUAAAAAGGUCCCAGCGGCUCCUCCUGUAUGCGGACUUCCUGUACUACCUCACUGCUGAUGGGCGGCGCUUCCGCAAGGCCUGUGACCUGGUGCACAACUUCACAGAUGCUGUCAUCAGGGAGAGACGCCGCACCCUCAAUACCCAGGGUGUUGAUGCAUUCCUCAAGGCCAAGGCUAAGACUAAAACUUUAGACUUCAUUGAUGUGCUCUUGUUAGCCAAGGAUGAACAUGGAAAGGAGCUGUCAGAUGAGGACAUCCGAGCAGAGGCUGACACCUUCAUGUUUGGAGGCCAUGACACCACAGCCAGUGGGCUCUCCUGGAUCCUGUACAACCUGGCGAGGCACCCAGAAUACCAGGAGCGCUGCCGGCAGGAGGUGCGGGAGCUCCUGAGGGACCGAGAGCCUGAGGAGAUUGAAUGGGACGACCUGGCCCGGCUGCCCUUCCUGACCAUGUGCAUCAAGGAGAGUCUGCGGCUGCACCCCCCAGUCUCAAUAAUCUCCCGCCGCUGCACCCACGACGUUGAGCUGCCAGAUGGCAGGGUCAUCCCCAAAGGGACCGUCUGUGUCGUCAGCAUUUUUGGGGCUCACCACAACCCUUCAGUCUGGCCAGACCCUGAGGUCUAUGACCCCUUUAGAUUUGACCCAGAAAACUCACAGAAGAGGUCACCUCUGGCAUUCAUUCCCUUCUCAGCGGGCUCCAGGAACUGCAUAGGACAGACUUUCGCCAUGAGCGAGAUGAAGGUGGGGCUGGCGCUGACGCUGCUGCGCUUCCGCGUCCUGCCGGGUGACAAGGAGCCGCGCCGGAAGCCGGAGCUGAUCCUGCGCGCAGAGGGCGGGCUGUGGCUGCGGGUGGAGCCGCUGAGCGCACAGUGACCCCACGCCUGCCCUGGGACCUCCUCGCCUACCCUCACAGCUCCUUGGAUCUUUACAUAAACGGAGCUGCCUCCUGUGCCAGAAAUGGCAAGGAGCGCCAGCCCAGAAUAGGGGCUCCAUGAGGAUGGGCAUACCCCUGGAGCUCACGCCUAGAUUUUUAUCUUGUGAGAGCCACUGCAGGUGUUUGAACGGGAGAAGGUUUUCCUGCGGAUUCAUGGCUCUGUGGUCAUUGAGGCAAAUCCUUAAAUUCACCUUUAUUUUAUUUUCGUCAUACUUAGAGCUAUCCUCCUUGCUUUUGUCCUUCAGGUGCUGCACUAAAGGAGUGGAACACUAUGAAGGGGUAAUGGUAGAAUCUGAAGAGUGUUCCUUAAGCAGGGGGAACCUUGGAACGCCUGAGGAUGCUUUUAUAUAACUUUCAGGGCUUGUGAUGGACAGAGCAGCUAAAAUUUACGUGAAAUCACAGUAACACUCCCCAACUUCCUUUCGCCUUUUCUGCAACAGUGUUCUUAUCCCUUGCGCUUUCCUCUUCCUGCCGGAGGCUGUCACAUAAUUUCCUUAUUGAAUAAGUUCUGGGCUUUGAUUUUCCCUCUCCCAUCAUGAGACCAUUAAAACUGAGUUUCAGACUAAGAAGCCAGCCUGGUUUACAAAGCGAGUUCCAGGAUGACCAAGGCUAUACAGAAAAACCCUGUUGUUGUAGAAUAUUAAUAUUUACUAUUGAUAUAUCUUUUAGUUAAGCAGCAGUUAUUCCUAAACAGCUGUAUAACCAAAUCACGGCACAGAGACUAGGAUUUAUUUAAUUAAUCUAGAGCACAAUGCGGGGCAAUAGUUACUCCAUCCUAAACUUCCAAGCCCGCAUAGUUUCCUACCAUUCAGAUUCACCCAUUAUACUUGAUUUAGUGAUAUCUUAUGUCCGGUUCAUUUCUCCACAUGGUUCUAAGACCUCUCCUACUGAUUUUCCUUUCCUCUUCUCUCCUGCUUCCUUCCUUCUCUUCCCACUCAGGACCAGGAUGUCCCACCCUAUUCUCAGCAUUGCUCAGCAUUGUGGCUGGCUGUUUUAAUAGACAAUAUAGAGAACAAAUGGUGACAUGUUUACAAAAACUUGAGACAGGUGAUGCUUAGAAUAGGCAUUACAAUGCAAUGUCCAGAUUGAAACCAGACAGUGGGGAAGAGAAAUCAGCAUUUGAAUGAACAAGGGUAAAUUGUAAACAUUCCAAAAGAACAUUAUACCAACACCCUAUCUCAAACAAACAAACAAAAAAACUUAUUUUUAACUGGGCAUGGUUCCACAUCUCUACUCCCAGUAUUGGGAGGCUGAAGCAGACAGAUGUUGGAGACCGAAGGCUGAAGUCAGUCUAUGCUACACAGUGAAACAGUGUCUCAAAGUGUGGUGCAGGGAUGUUGGCAGAAUGCUUGCCUAUCCUGCAGGAAGGGUAGGCAUCCCCGUGAUCUGGGCAUGGUGGUACAAGCCUAAAAUCUAUCACUUGGGAGUUGGAAGGAGGAGGGUCAGAAAUCCAAGGUCAUCCUUAUCUACACAACAAGUUACAAGCCCUCCUGGUAUGCAUGAGGCACUGCCUCAAAAACAUUACUUAUUAUUAUCUCAUGUGGGGGUGGUAUACAUGCCUCAGUGUGUGUGUGAAGGUCAGAGGACAACUUGUGGGAAUGGGUUCUCUUUUAUUGUACUGCAGAGACUCCUGGAUUGAAUGCAGGCCCGCAGGUUUGGCCUUCACUAUUCAGCUGUCUCACAGCCCCUCAAGGAAGAUUUUACACGCCCCUAGUAUACUGGUGUCUCCAUUCUUUGAUGUGUUGGGAUAAUAAUUACCUUUGAUUUUAUGGUUUUCAGACCACAGUUACCCAUAUCACUACCCAUAUCAGAUAUUACAUAGCAUAAAAGAUCAUAGACUUUGAGCAAAUAAAGGGGACAGGUGUACUUUGGGACAGAUUCCCUUGGUAAUGUUGUUUGUCCUUUGUUUGGGAGAAGAAUAAAGAAUGGGUAUCUUGGUAGUCACUGGGUGGGCUGUUUCAGGGACUGCAACUGUUAGUUUCUGGCCACCAUACUCAUUAUUGCCUUUAUUUAUUUACUUGUUUGUUUGAAUUUAUAAUGUAGUUAUAACAUUUAUCUUUUUCCUUUCCUCUUUUCAAACCCUGCCAUAUCCUUUCCUACUCUCCUUUAUAUUCAUGGCCUCUUAUUUCAUUGUUACUGUAUGAUUUCCUAAAUAGGAAUAUGAAUUCCUAAGUAGGAAUAUAGGUAUAUUCCUAAAUAUACUUGUGUGUUUUCAAGGCUGACCAUUUAUUUAUGCCAGAUUUAGUGAUGUAAACCUUUAAUCUUAGCACUCAGGAAACUGAGGCAAGUGGAUCUUUGUGAAUUCAAGGCUAGCCUUGUCUAGCCUGGUCUACACAGCAAGUUCCAGGACAGCCAGGACCAUGCAGUGGGACCCUGUCUCAAAAAAUAAUGUUUUAAAAUCUUAUGUGUUGAGUGUUUCCUUGUAUGAGUGCGCUCCGUACAUAAGUAUAGGCAUGCACAGAGUCCAGAAGAGGGUAUUAGUCCUGAGAACAGAAUGCUGAUCCUCUGCCAUAGCAGCAAGUGCUCUUAACUGCUAAGCUGUCUCUCCAGCCCCAUGAUUCCCAUAACUUCGAAGUCUGUUUUGAAGGGGGAAAUAGGGAUUCUUCAAUUAUAUUUUUAUUUUCAAAUGAUUUUUGGCUAUUCUAUGCCUUCGGGGUCUUCACAUACAUUUCACAAUCGGGUGAACAUGGCAAUGGACAUCUUUCAUCCUAGCACCCAGGAAGCAGAGCCAGGUGGAUCUGCCAAGUUCCAUGCCACUUUGACCAAAUGGUGAGACCCCGUCUCAAAAUUAAUUACUUUCAUAAUCAGUGUGUCUAUUUCUACAAAGAAUGCUGCUCCAAUUUUGUUAAAACUCCUUUAAAUCAAGCCAGGCGUGGUGGUGCACUCCUGUAAUCCCACACCAGGGAGGCAGACACAGGUGGAUCGCUGUGAGUUUGAGGCCAGUCUGGUCUACAAAGUGAGUUUAGAAUAGCCAAGGAUACACAGAGAGACCCUGUCUCAAAGGAAAAAAAUAUUUAAAUCAAUAGGCCAAUUUGAAGAGAAUGCAUUUUAAUAUUGUUGAGUCAUCCUUUCCAUGAACAUUGUAUGUCUCUCCAUGUAUUUGGAUCUCAUUGAAUUCUCUCAUCAGUGCCUUAAGGUUUUCAUUGUAGAUAUCUUGCACAUAUUUAGUAAAACAUUUUGUAAACACA
This is a messenger RNA of Meriones unguiculatus (Mongolian gerbil), 12274 nucleotides long. Its product is annotated as cytochrome P450 4F6. The coding region runs from base 7607 to 9025 and encodes 472 amino acids. The record is from RefSeq and is a predicted model, not a curated record. Lineage: Eukaryota; Metazoa; Chordata; Mammalia; Rodentia; Muridae. The transcript has 11 exons. Gene Ontology annotation, molecular function: heme binding; oxidoreductase activity, acting on paired donors, with incorporation or reduction of molecular oxygen; iron ion binding.